Chinchilla lanigera (long-tailed chinchilla) is the source of this 5004-nucleotide messenger RNA. It is a transcript of the gene Rusc2, whose product is annotated as RUN and SH3 domain containing 2. NCBI's taxonomy places the organism in Eukaryota, Metazoa, Chordata, Mammalia, Rodentia, Chinchillidae. Gene Ontology annotation, molecular function: protein binding. Gene Ontology annotation, cellular component: cytoplasmic vesicle. The record is from RefSeq and is a predicted model, not a curated record.
GUGUGUGUGUGUGUGUGUGUUACCAGAGAUUGAACCCAGAGCCCUCACACUGAGGUACAUACCCAGAUGUUUUUUCACUUUCCCUUUGGAGGCAGGAUUUCAUUGAGUUGCCCGGGUUAGGCUUGAACUUGCAAUCUACUGGCCCCCCAUCUCAGAGUGCUGAGAUUAUAGGUGUGCACCACCAUGCCUAGCAUUUUUGACUCUUUUAAAGAAUUUUUGCUUGCAAAUUUUCUUGACCUGGAACCUUUAGGUUUUCUGGAAACUGGGAAAGAAGAGUUGAAAGGACUCCAUUGAUCAUCUGCCAAAGAUAUACUAAUAAGAAUAAUAAGAAUAAGAAUAAUAACAACUUCAUACUGAACACAUCAUGUGCUUUGGAAACCCUGAUUGGAUGGUGGCUUACCAGCCUACAUGCUACUUCAGUCCUCUGUGCGGGGAAGGGGGAGAGGAGAACACUGACUGCUUCCUGGAGCCCAGGAGCCACGGGAUAAGCAAGGUGUUGGCCACACUGAGCAAGCCAGGGGCAGCUUAGGGGCCUUUUUGUUCCUGCUGACUUCUUCCUGCAAAUACAUGCGCGCCACCCGCCGAGCAAGGCAAGCUGUGCCAUUGCUGUCAGCGUUCCCCGGCGCACUGUCUGCUGCUGGUGGUCUGCUCCCUUGCUGCUGUCCGACAGCUAGCGCUGGGAGGCUUCAUCCUGCCGGUCGCAUUCCCGGCUGCAUUCGCUGUCCCCUCAUCCGAAGAAGUCAGUCUGUCAAGGUGCCAAGCUCUCCUGAUGAAAUGUGCUCUGCCCCCCUGGGCUCUGGGGGCAGCGUGUGGUGCUGUUGAUGCCCUUACUCGAACUUUGCAGAAUGGAUAGUCCUCCGAAGCUGGCUGGGGAGACCCUCAUCGUCCACCACAUCCCGCUGGUGCACUGCCAGGUCCCAGACAGGCAGUGCUGUGCGGGCGCGAGUGGAGGCGGUGGGAGCGCGAGACCCAAGCCCUUCCGCCCAGCCGAGCUGGGUGUCGCCCAGCCUGGACCAGACCUGGGACAAGCGGACUCCCUGCUCUACCGCAGUCUGCACUCUGCUCCAGGGGCGUCUCCGCGGCCCGCAGACAGCACCAGGAGUAGAGGCCGGGAGGGCAGAGGCCCCGGGGCCCCCAGACACAACCCGUUCUUGCUGCAGGAGGGCCUGGGUGAGCCGGGCCUGGGUGACCUGUACGAGGACAGCGUCAGGGACAGUGCCACGCAGCAGUCCUUCCGCCUGCAUGGCACCGGCCAGCCCGCCUUCCACCUGUCUUCUUUCCAGCUGCCGCCGUCCGGGCCGAGAGUGGGCAAGCCGUGGGUGGCCGCACGCGGUCGAGCUGGAGUGGCGGAGGGGCAGGAGCAGGACCCAGUGACAGCCUUGGGUACCCAGCAGCACGGCACUGGCCACUGCUGCGGGCCAGAGCUAGAAGCAGAGACUAUGGAGCUGGAUGAGUGUGGGGGGCCCGGUGGCAGCGGCAGUGGAGGGGCGGCCAGUGAUACCUCUGGCUUCUCCUUUGACCAGGAGUGGAAGCUCAGCUCCGAUGAAUCCCCGAGGAACCCGGAACGCCCCGGCUUGGGAGCUCAGCACUGCCGCUGCAGUAGCACGUCCAGUCAGUCUGAGGCGGCUGACCAGUCCAUGGGCUACGUCAGUGACUCCUCCUGCAACAGCUCGGAUGGUGUGCUAGUCACCUUCAGCACGCUGUACAACAAGAUGCACGGCGGUUCCCGCGCCAACCUCAACUCUGCCCCCCGGUCUUGCAGCGACUCCUCCUUCUGCAGCCACUCAGACCCUGGCGCCUUCUACCUGGACCUGCAGCCCUCCCCCGCAGAGUCGAAGAUGUCUUGCGAGUCCCACCACCCUGAAAGUGGAGGAAGGGAAGGGGGCUGUGGUUGUCCUCAUGCCUCAUCUCCUGAGCUGGAUGCCAACUGCAACUCCUACCGCCCACACAGUGAGCCGUGCCCAGCUGUGGCUGACCUCACGGCGUGCUUCCAGAGCCAGGCCCGCCUUGUUGUGGCUGCACAAAAUUACUAUAGACUUGUCACCUGUGACCUGUCCUCUCAGUCGUCCCCGAGCCCAGCUGGCUCUUCCAUCACUAGCUGCUCUGAAGAGCACACCAAGAUAAGUCCCCCGCCAGGCUCGGAGCCAGACGCUGGCUCCAGUCAGCCGUCUGAGUAUUACCUCUUCCAGAAGCCAGAAAUCCAGCCUGAGGAACAAGAGGCAGUGGGCUUCUCAACAGAAGCAGCAGCCGUCGUGGGCCCCACUGUGCUCGAGGGGCAAGUCUACACCAAUACUUCACCCCCCAACCUCAGCACGGGACGCCAGCGCUCCCGCAGCUACGACCGCAGCCUUGAGCGCAGCCCCCCCGUCCGCCUGGGCUCCCUGGAACGCAUGCUGAGUUGCCCAGUGCGCUUGAGUGAGGGUCCUGCAGCCCUGGCUGGGCCUAGCUCCCCACCCAAGAGGGUCACCUCCUUUGCUGAGCUGGCCAAGUGCCGGAAAAAAGCUGCAGGCUCUGGCUCCCCUCCACUCCGGGUGAGCGUUGGGGACUCCUCCCAGGAGUUCUCACCCAUCCAAGAAGCCCAUCAAGAUGGGGUGGGUGCACUGGAUGAAGGCACUCGCUGCAGCCAUAGCCUACCACCCAUGCCCCUGGGGCCAGGCCUGGACCUGCUUGGCCCUGAACCAUGGUCCACCCAGGUCUGUCAGGGCCCUCAGUCCAGUGAGACGCCACCUGCCGGCCUCGCAGCCGCUGGGCAAGGCACCCUGGCACAGCUGAUGGAUCCAGGGCCUGCUCUCCCAGGGAGCCCAGCCAACAGCCAUACCCCGAGGGACGCACGAGCUAGAGCUGACGCAGGACCCCUUUUCCUUGACGGAGAAGCCUCCGGCCGAGUUCUGUCUGUCCCCAGAUGGCAGCUCAGACGCUGUUUCCAUUGACCUGCUUCAAAAAAGAGGACUGGUGAAAGCUGUCAAUACUGCCGUGGACCUCAUUGUGGCCCAUUUUGGCACAAGCCGAGAUCCCGGGGUAAAGGCAAAGCUGGGAAACAGUUCUGUGAGCCCCAACGUCGGCCACCUUGUCCUCAAGUACCUGUGCCCUGCAGUCCAGGCCUUGCUAGAGGACGGGCUCAAGGCCUUCGUGCUAGACGUCAUCGUGGGGCAGCGCAAGAACAUGCCGUGGAGUGUGGUUGAAGCUUCCACUCAGCUGGGCCCAUCCACCAAGGUCCUGCACGGCCUGUACAACAAAGUGAGCCAGUUCCCGGAGCUCAGCAGCAGCACCAUGCGCUUCAACGCCUUCAUCCUCGGCCUGCUCAACAUCCGGUCCUUGGAGUUCUGGUUUAAUCACCUGUUUAACCACGAAGACAUCAUCCAGACCCACUACCAGCCCUGGGGCUUCCUGAGCGCCGCUCACACCGUGUGCCCUGGCCUCUUCGAGGAGCUGCUGCUGCUGCUGCAGCCCCUGGCCCUGCUGCCCUUCAGCCUUGACUUGCUGUUCCAGCACCGGCUGCUGCAAAGUGGGCAGCAGCAGCGGCAGCACAAGGAGCUCCUGCGGGUGUCCCAGGACCUGCUGCUGUCUGCCCACUCGACUCUGCAGCUGGCCCGGGCCCGGGGCCAGGGUGGCCCUGGAGACGCGGACGGGACAGCUCAAGGGGAGCGGGUGAAGGGUGUGGGCGCCCCGGAGGGGGGAGAAGAGGAAGAGGAAGAGUCAGAAGAGGUGGCAGAGCCAGCUGGGGGCUCAGGGCACGGCAGGUGGGCUCGCAGCGGACAGGCUGGCUGGUGGUAUCAGCUCAUGCAGAGCUCCCAGGUCUACAUCGAUGGCUCCACAGAAGCUUCUAGGUUCCCUAGAAGCAGCAGCGGCAGCAAUGGCAGUGAGAAAAAGAAAGGGACGGGAGGCGGGGGGCCUCCCCCGGCUCCACCCCCACGGGAGGGAGUCGUGGAGGGGGCCGAGGCCUGCCCGGCCCCUGAGGAGGCCCUUGGCCGGGAGAGGGGCUGGCCCUUCUGGAUGGGGAGCCCUCCGGACUCUGUGCUGGCCGAGCUGAGGCGCAGCCGUGAGCGGGAGGGGCCUGCGGCCCUGCCGGCAGACGGUGAGGAAGGGACCUGUGAGCCUGCGCCUGGGGGCAUCAGGUGGGGACACCUCUUCGGUUCCCGAAAAGCCCAGCGGGAAGCCCGGCCCACGAGCAGGCUGCCCUCAGACUGGCUCAGUUUGGACAGGUCCGUGUUCCAGCUGGUGGCGCAGACGGUGGGUGCCCGGCGGGAGCCGGAGCCCAGGGACAGCCCGCAGGAGCCGCGCGCCGCAGCCCCGCCCUCCCAGCCUCCGUGCGAGGUGCAGGCGCUGUGCCAUCAUCUGGCCACGGGCCCUGGACAGCUGAGCUUCCGCAAGGGGGACGCCCUCCGGGUGCUGGGGCCGGCCGGGGCCGACUGGCUGCGCUGCAGCCGUGGCCCUGACACUGGCUUGGUGCCUCUGGCCUAUGUGACGUUGACCCCAACUCCAAGUCCAACUGCUGGAAGCAGCCAAAACUGAGGCCCCGUGCAUGCCGAUGGCCUCAGGGGCCCUCGUGACCCCCGGACUCAGAGCCUGAGAGCCCUCCCCAAGCCCUCUGGCUUGGCUCCGUAAAGCUGAGAGCUGGGGCCACGUGUCCCUGUGCUCAGUAUUAAUUGCCCCCUUUAACUGUCCCAGUGACUAUGUCCAGACCUCCGCCCAGAAAGGCGGGAAGGGAUGUAGCGCUGGGCUGCCAGGAUUUCCUCCGCCCAUCCGGGCCAACCCUUCCGUGGAUGUAGACAAACAAGUCCCCACAGAGGGAGGUGGCCAAGAAAGCCAUUCGAACGAGGACGGACAAAAUGCAGUGAGGAUGGGUAACAGUAUUGGGGCCAGACCUCUCCGCCCCCCAAACUGUAAAUAGGCUGUGACCAGUGCCUGGUCAUCAGAAGAGGGAGAAGGAGCCCCGGCUUCUGUUUAUGUAUUUAUUUAUUUAUUUAUUACACCUAUUAAUAAAAAAGGUGCUCAGCCUCCAAA